AUUUAUUCCGUGAGAAUUGUCACCCAUUCAGUACAACAGGAGCUCUUGAGACGUUGACGAGAGAUCCCUGCCGCGGGAUCUUAUUCGUCUUUGCGGUACUGAGAGUAUCCUUUCUCUUGUUCGCAUUGCCGCUGAUCAACAACCUAGGAGAUAGUGCAUAGCGAGGGAGCGCUGCGGAUCGCCUAGCCCUGCUGCGGGGCCUUCAACUCCACCGAUCAGUUCUCGCCAUGGCUGAAGCUGCGAAUGCUGCUUCCAAGGGCGUUCAAGUUGAUCCCCAUCAUGAAUCGUAUGGAGAUAUCCAUCCGCCAGUGAAGGCGAGAAACGUCGAGGAACUUCACUCACUUCAGAAGGCGGUGUCGUCGGAGAAGGUCACUGCUCCGGCGCAGUCGAUCAGCCAGUCGCUUGCUUCCAUCUCCAAGGGCAAAGCAGUGUGUCAUCAGUCUCGACCGGACCUUAGUGACACGGAUCUGAAGGUUGCUCAUGUGCUUUACAACCUCUCUCCCGCGGAGCUGUACGAGGAGGCGAUCAAGUACGAGCAGGGGUCGCACAUCACGUCCACUGGCGCGCUGGCCACUCUGUCCGGAGCCAAGACCGGUCGUUCUCCGAAGGACAAGCGCGUGGUGAAGGAGGAUGAGACGUCUGCUGACCUCUGGUGGGGAGAGGGGUCGCCCAACAUUGAGAUGGACGAGGAGACGUUCUUGAUUAACCGGGAGAGAGCUGUCGAUUACCUCAACUCGUUGGACAAGGUGUACGUGAACGACCAGUUCCUCAACUGGGACCCGAAGAACAGAAUCAAGGUGCGCAUCAUCACGGCACGGCCGUACCACUCCUUGUUCAUGCGCAAUAUGUGCAUUCGGCCGACGCCCGAGGAGUUGGAGGAUUUCGAGCCGGAGUUCACCAUCUUCAAUGGCGGGCGGUUCCCGGCCAACCGCUUCACACACUACAUGACGUCGUCAACCAGCAUCGACAUCCAUCUAAAGAGGCGGGAGAUGGUCAUUCUGGGCUCGCAGUACGCCGGUGAGAUGAAGAAGGGUCUGUUCGGGCUGAUGAACUACCUGAUGCCGAAGAGGGGCAUCCUGUCCCUGCACUCGGGCUGCAACAUGUCCAAGGACGGGAAGGUGUCGCUCUUCUUCGGGCUGUCGGGGACGGGCAAGACCACUUUGUCGGCGGAUCCGAACAGGUACCUCAUCGGCGACGACGAGCACUGCUGGAGCGACGACGGAGUGUCGAACAUCGAGGGAGGAUGCUACGCCAAGUGCAUCGACCUGUCCAAGGAGAAGGAGCCAGASAUCUGGAAYGCGAUUCGCUUCGGCACGGUCCUGGAGAACGUGGUGUUCGACGAGCACACGCGGGUGGUGGACUUCACUGACAAGUCGGUGACCGAGAACACCCGGGCGUCCUAUCCCAUCGAGCACAUCGAGAACGCGAAGAUUCCAUGUGUUGGCCCGCACGCGAUCAACGUUAUCCUUCUCACAUGCGACGCUUUCGGCGUGCUCCCGCCUGUGAGCAAGCUGACGCUGGCACAAACGAUGUACCACUUCAUGAGCGGGUACACGGCGCUCGUGGCCGGCACAGAGGUGGGCGUGAAGGAGCCGAAGGCGACGUUCUCCGCGUGCUUCGGAGCUGCGUUCAUCGUUUGGCAUCCGGCGAAGUACGCUUCCAUGCUGGCGGAGAAGAUGCAGAAGCACGGCGCGACGGCGUGGCUUGUGAACACCGGGUGGGUUGCAGGAAGCUACGGCACGGGGUACAGGAUGAAGCUGCCGCACACGCGCAAGAUCAUCGAUGCCAUUCACGACGGGUCGCUCCUGCAGGCAAAGUACACGGCGACGGACGUGUUCAAUCUCGCCGUCCCUGAUCAUGUCGAGGGUGUGCCUGACGAGGUUCUGAUGCCGCAGAACAUGUGGGUGGACAAGGAGCUGUUUAACACCACUCUGAAGAAGGUUGGCGGGCUUUUCAAGGCGAACUUCAAGAAGUUCGAGGACUACACCGUUGGAGGGGACAAGAAGCUGACGGAGGAGAUUCUUUCGGCCGGACCGCAGCUGUGAGCAGGCAUGGAGAUCGGGGUAUCUCAAAUGUUAUGCCACGAGUUCGAAUGAAGAGAACGUGCGAUG
Molecule: messenger RNA, 2111 nt
Organism: Chara braunii
Lineage: Eukaryota; Viridiplantae; Streptophyta; Charophyceae; Charales; Characeae
Source: the annotation of a GenBank genome assembly